GAGCUGCUCAGAGCUGGGGCGGGCGGGCGGCACAGCCCAGGGCAGACAAGGCGGCUGCGAGGAUUCCAAAGGUUCUGCCGGAAAUUCGGUGUGGGGGGACUCCAGCUGGAGCCUGUUGCCACUCUGUGUUUUAAAAGCAUGCAAGGUCUGUAUAGCCUGGGCGUGAGAAUCUUGCGGAUGUCAGAGCAUCCGAAUAAAUGACAUCUAUCUGGGAACUGAAUUGGGGGUAAGGAGAACAGAGAGAAAAGAAAGCCAGCCGAGUAAGAAAUUCUUAGACAACGUUCUGCCUUGCAGCUGUGAAAUUCAUUUUCUUUCCAAGGCAAAAUAUUAAAAAGCUCACACACGGUUUUGAUAAGAAAUAGGGAAUUCUACAGUGAGACAAUCGAUAGCUUAGUCAUUUUACUUUAAGAGAGCAGACAGCCUUAUUGUGGGGUUAGGCGGCUGAUGAAUUUCAUCACGACAGCGCCUUCUGAAGUCAUGAUGGGAGCCGACACUAAUCCUGUCCUGCAAAGCAGAAAUUACUCAUUGCCUUCCUACUUGAGUAUUCGAAACCAGCAAUUCUGAGAUUUGGGGAAGAAGUUGGCUUGCGCUCUACAUGGUUUCUAGUCCCUCUGCCCAGGUCUUUGUUGGACAAGAAGUCUCAGUCUCAGACUCAGACGGUAGCACUGCGUUAAAGUGACCACAUAUGAAUAUGUGCCUAAGAAAGAAGAAAAAGCAAUAUUCAUCCCUAAAGGACAGCAUGGCAAAGCAGCGUGAAGUUUUCCAUUUCCCUCCUAACACUUCUUUAACAAGGAUAACAAGAAACUGUCUUUUGACUCCUUUUUGUUCACAUUCCAUAGUCCUUUCUGUGAGGAUGCGUUAAUUUAUAUUCAAGGCAGUUGGAUUUCACCGGGACAAUACUUGCCACCAUUUAGGAUUAGCGAUUGGACUGGUUACUUUAGUGUGUUGACUAGUGGAAGCUACAUGGAUGGACUCAUACCUGCAGUGCUCUGUGAUGUUUCUUUCUUCAGAUCCUGGAAGGGCUUUUGUUUUUGCUAUUUGUGUUUUUUUUGGGGGGUAAUUUUUGGGGAGAAUUCAUUACUUGUUGCAAUAAUUGUACAUGAUCGAUGCUCAAGCCAGAGAGUUGGGAUUCAUCUGUGAAAAUCACUACAUGUAACAUAGGAGACGAGGAAAAUAUUAAUGACGGACGUUCUGCGAACAUGAUGCACGUGAAUACCUUCCCCUUUAGAAGGCAUUCCUGGAUAUGUUUCGAUGUGGACAAUGGUACAUCAGCGGCACGGAGUCCCUUGGAUCCCAUGACCAGCCCAGGAUCUGGGCUAAUCCUCCAAGCAAACUUUGUCCACAGUCAACGCCGGGAGUCCUUCUUGUAUCGAUCCGACAGCGAUUAUGACCUCUCUCCAAAGUCUAUGUCCAGGAACUCCUCGAUUGCCAGCGAUAUACAUGGAGACGACUUGAUUGUGACUCCAUUUGCUCAGGUCUUGGCAAGCCUGCGAACUGUACGAAACAACUUUGCUGCAUUAACUAAUUUGCAAGAUCGAGCACCCAGCAAAAGAUCACCCAUGUGCAACCAACCAUCCAUCAACAAAGCCACCAUCACAGAGGAGGCCUACCAGAAACUGGCCAGCGAGACCCUGGAGGAGCUGGACUGGUGUCUGGACCAGCUAGAGACCCUGCAGACCAGGCACUCCGUCAGUGAGAUGGCCUCCAACAAGUUUAAAAGGAUGCUUAACCGGGAGCUCACGCAUCUCUCUGAAAUGAGUCGGUCAGGAAACCAGGUGUCAGAGUACAUAUCGAACACAUUCUUAGAUAAGCAACAUGAAGUGGAAAUUCCCUCUCCAACUCAGAAGGAAAAAGAGAAGAAGAAAAGGCCAAUGUCUCAGAUCAGUGGGGUCAAGAAGUUGAUGCACAGCUCUAGCCUGACGAAUUCAUGCAUCCCGAGGUUUGGGGUUAAAACAGAACAGGAGGAUGUCCUGGCCAAGGAACUAGAAGAUGUGAACAAAUGGGGUCUUCAUGUUUUCAGAAUAGCAGAGCUGUCUGGUAACCGGCCUCUGACUGUUAUCAUGCACACCAUUUUUCAGGAACGGGAUUUAUUAAAAACAUUUAAAAUUCCAGUAGACACUUUAAUUACGUAUCUCAUGACUCUGGAGGACCAUUACCAUGCUGAUGUGGCCUACCAUAACAACAUCCAUGCUGCGGAUGUCGUCCAGUCUACUCACGUGCUAUUAUCUACACCUGCCCUGGAGGCCGUGUUCACAGACUUGGAGAUUCUCGCAGCCAUUUUUGCCAGUGCAAUACAUGAUGUGGAUCAUCCCGGAGUGUCAAAUCAAUUUCUGAUCAAUACAAAUUCAGAGCUUGCCUUGAUGUACAACGACUCCUCUGUCUUAGAGAACCAUCAUUUGGCUGUAGGGUUUAAGUUGCUCCAAGAAGAAAACUGUGACAUUUUCCAGAAUCUGACCAAAAAACAAAGACAAUCUUUAAGGAAAAUGGUCAUUGACAUUGUACUUGCGACAGACAUGUCAAAGCACAUGAAUCUGCUGGCUGAUUUGAAAACGAUGGUGGAGACGAAGAAGGUGACCAGCUCCGGGGUCCUCCUCCUUGAUAACUAUUCCGACAGGAUCCAGGUCCUUCAGAAUAUGGUGCACUGCGCAGACCUGAGCAACCCUACGAAGCCGCUCCAGCUCUACCGCCAGUGGACGGACCGGAUAAUGGAGGAGUUCUUCCGCCAGGGAGACCGAGAGCGGGAGCGUGGCAUGGAGAUAAGUCCCAUGUGUGACAAGCACAAUGCCUCUGUGGAAAAAUCACAGGUGGGCUUCAUAGACUAUAUUGUUCAUCCACUCUGGGAGACGUGGGCAGACCUCGUACACCCCGAUGCCCAGGACAUUUUGGACACUUUGGAGGACAACCGCGAGUGGUACCAGAGCACAAUCCCUCAGAGCCCCUCCCCUGCCCCCGAUGACCAAGAGGAGGGCCGGCAGGGCCAAACUGAAAAAUUCCAGUUUGAACUAACCUUAGAGGAAGACGGUGAGUCAGACACUGAGAAGGACAGUGGUAGCCAAGUGGAGGAAGACACUAGCUGCAGCGACUCCAAGACCCUGUGUACUCAAGACUCAGAGUCCACCGAGAUCCCCCUUGAUGAGCAGGUGGAGGAGGAGGCCGUAGCGGAGGAGGAGGCAAGCCAGCCCGAGACUUGUGUGGCAGAUGAUUGUUGUCCUGACACGUAACAGUGUAAAGACUGUCACGCCUUUUUUUUUUUUUUUUUUUUUUAAAAGUAGAAAAAUUGUUUCCAAAGUGCAUGUCACAUGCCACAACCAUGGUCACACCUCACUAUCAUCUGCCAGGACGUUUGUUGAACAAAACUGACCUUGAACUACUCAGUCUGGCGCUCAGGAAUACCGUAACCAGUUCUUGCACCUCCAUGUCAUCGGAGCAAGGGGGACGUCUUCACGAACAUGAUCUUGACACGAGUUCAGCUUGGCAGAGCUGACAGAGUGGGUAAAAUCAACUCCAACUGUUUUCAAGGGGGCGUGGCUCAUCAGGCUGCCCCGGAGUAGGUUGGAUUGCCGGAUUCCUCUCUGGUGGGUUUGCAGGAAUUUUGAGAAGAAAGAAGGCAUUUGAGGGACGGAGUGAGCUCACAGAUGAAACAUUGAAAACGUCACGAAGAGGACAUAGCCUGAGUCUGUGCGCAGGAGGAGGAUGAGCCACAGAAAUUGCAUAAUUUUCUAAUUUCAAGUCUUCCUGAUACAAGACUGAACAGUGUGGUUCAAUGAGCCACACACACCUCUACAUUUUGUAUGAUAUGUAAAACAGAUUUUUUGUAGAGCUUACUUUUAUUAUUAAAUGUAUUGAGGUAUUAUAUUUAAAAAAAACUGUUCAGAACUUCAUCUGCCACUGGUUAUUGUUUUUUUUUUUUUUUCCUAAGGAGUAACUUGCAAGUUUUCAGUACAGAUCAGUGCUACACUGGAUAAAUCUCACUUACGAAUUUUACUUGCACCUUAGAAUUCCUAGCAAUUAACCGAUUUGUAGUGAUUCAUUGUUUUAUAUACCAAUGACUUCCAUACUUUAAAACAGAGAAACAACUUUAUGUUGCUGGAAACCCUUUUUGUAAGUGUCCGUUGACUCCGCCUUUUAGUUCCACAACUCCCCCAGGCCGGAGAGUCGCUCUCCAUCACUGCUUCCUUCAUGGUGUGCAAAGUGAGUAUUUAUUCUGUAACCCUUUGAUGUGCAUUAUGUCAAAUGUGUCUUCAGCCUCAUAGAAGCUCAGUCAUCAGUUAGUGUUGUCCAAAGUAAACGGGAGAUAUGUAAAUACCUAGUAGCUGAAAGAGUCAGUCUUUUUCAGGCAUUUUCCUACCGACUGCCUUCUGAUGCCUUUUUAUUUUCCUGUGUCAGGAGACAUGUAUUUCACAAAUGCAUGUCCUUGUCGUCACCCACACAUUUCAUGAUCGCUUUAUUGUUGUUCACAGCCACUUAUAGGAAGAAAGACGUUUUUUCCUUCAUGCUGCACUAUUGAAUGUGUGUUCCAAGCAUCUGCCCGUAUUCUCUAGGUGGGGUCUCAUCGAGGAUAUCACUACCGUUCUGACCUAGAAAAGAGAAACAGGUUAUCAGGUCAGGGUUGACGUUCGUUUCUCCCCAUGGUUCUGUGUCAUCACUAGCUUAUACUCUGGGGUUGCAGAGGAAAAACAUGGUAAGUGCUACGGAGGCAGUUCUUAAGAAUGUGAGCAGACUAUAUCAGCGCAUACCAGGACAACUGUGGUUUGAACUGCCCAUGGAAAUAAGACCUCCAUGAGGAGUAUCCCUGGAAAGUGAUUCUAAGUAGAGCGGCCACUCUCCCUUAAUAGAUAGCCCGGUAAGGUGUAAAAUUGCCAGCGAUUCUCAUUGCUCUGCAGACUUGUCCUAUAGGAAGGACUACUUCGGAGACACUGAAUGAAAGUUAAUGUUGCCACUGGCACCGGGGAGAUAGUUAUGCGAUGCAAUCUAAAACAUUGGAUUGACAGAGUCUGCCAGUGCCUCAGUACAGCAUUAAGAGGGGAUUCCAGAUUUCAACCCCAGGAACUGUAUUGAUUUUAUAAAUUAACUCCCAGUGUUACUUGCUGAUCGCAAUCAUCCCCAUGCAGCCUAUGUUUAGUCUGGACCUUAGUCGUGUUCUGGGAGUUUGGGGCCCAUGUUACUGUUUUUCUUUUUGGCGUCCAAAUGGGGAAUAAAGGGAAGAGCGGUACCUGACUAAAUGGUAAAUGAAAUAUGUAAGAAAAAUCGUAAGUCUGAAAGAACAUGUCUAAAACUUCUCAAGGAAGUGGCGGGGGGCUAGCACUGAGAAAGGAAAUCAUCAGCCAGGGAAAACACCCAAGCUGAGCUGAAACCCUGUUUCCAUCUCUUAAAUCCAAAUGAUGCUUGGAACCUUUGGUACAGAAAUGGUCUCUGAUCUUUACCAUGGGGCAGGGUAAGCCUCAAGUAACUGAUCACUGAGUGCCAGCCUCCUUUACCCUUGUAAAAAGCAAAUGGAGCAUAAUCUGCCGUUGUGUGACCAGACUUUUCAGAAAACGUUCGGGCACCGGUUUCUCUUUUCAUUGUAUGUAUCCCUGAAGGAGGUCCAGAAGGAAAGGCAAAGACUCUCGAGCUGAUUCCCCCUUUUCUAAAGCAAUCUCACUUCCCUUCCUACACGUGACAUUUCCCCCCCACCCCAGAGUGCCUGCAGUCUUCAUCAUGAAAAGAAACUUACAAUAAGCAGCAAUAUAUCAUAAACAGAUUUAUACCUGCAAGGGUUCAUAACUGCACUAACGGAGCUGUUGCUUCCCAGUGUGUUGGGUUUGAACGGCACUGGCCUGUAAUGGCAUCCCCUGGCGGACAGUUAAGCUGUAGAGGACACCUAAUAUCCAAGAGUUAGAGACUAUCGUACUAUACCCACCAAACCAUCUGCUUACCCCACCCCUACCCCCACCCCUUUCCCAUGCGCCUGCCCCCUCACUCUCUCACCAACAUGUGUUUCCCAAGACACACGGCAUUAAAAAGAACAUCUUUAUACAAGUGGUUUCGUUUCCUAAAAUGCCAUAAGAAAAUGCAAUAUCUGGGUACUGUAUGGGGAAAACCAAGUCCAUGUUUGUGUAAAACCAGUACAUUUCAGCUUGCAAGUUACUGAACACAAUAAUGAUGUUCUCAUUAUGUUUUCAUUCACAUCAGUUAAAAGACACAAGUAAACAGUGUAGAUAGAACAAAUUGCAGAUAAGGAAAGAAAAAAAGACUUGAAUGAAACAGAUUUUACAGAAAGCUUUAUGAUAAUUUUAAUGCAUUAUUUAUUUUUUGUGCCAUGUAUUUUUUUUCUCACCAAAUGACCUUACCUGUAAUACAGUCUUGUUUGUCUGUUUACAACCGUGUAUUUAUUGCAAUGUACAUACUGUAAUGUUAAUUGUAAAUUAUCAGUUCUUAUUAAAACAUCGUCCCACGGUGGGGUGGUGUUGACAUAUUUGGAAACUCUUGGUGAGAGAAUGAACGGUGUGUAUACAUGCUCCUUGUACAUUUUUCUUUUCUUCUGUAAUAUAGUCUUGUCAUCAUAGAGCUUGUUUAUGGAAGAUUCAAGAAAAAUAUAAAGUACAUAAAGAUAUAUAAAUUUAAAUAUCAUAGCUUCAGGUCUUUGGUCCCAGGGCUGUGCCUUAACUGUAACCAAUAUUUUCUUCUGUUUUGCUGCAUUUCAAAGUGAAGUGAUAAUGAGGCUCGGGCUGGGCAUUUCGUAUCCACACUCUUCCCUGAUUGGAUUUCUGGCAAUAGCUGGAUUUCUUCAAAACUAUAGAUCACUGCUGGAGAACCUCCCGACCCUUUUGAGAUACCAGCUCUUGAGUACUUGUUUCCACGGAGCAAGACUCCACAGAUGGUGACUGUUUCCCAGUGAGUACCAGGAGCUAUUGUACUUGGACGUAUUGGAUUAGCUUUCUUGUUCCCAAACCUGUACUAGGGAAAUGAUCUCCAGUGAUUAUAGAAUGGCUUGUUGGCAUCUAGACCUCACAGGAAGAUGAAUUUGAUUCAAAGCAGGAGUCAUAGCUCACUCAUCUUGGUUAAUCCUCUGCUCACCAGCUUCCUGUCAUACCAAAAAUUUAUACUAUUUUUAAUACUAAUUGUUCUCCAAGAUCAAAUUUAUAUAUGCAUAAUACAUAGUAUAUAUGUAUAAUGCAUAUACAUACACACUGUUUAAAUAUAUACAUGUAAAUCAUCUGACUUAAACAUAGUUAUAUGAUGCCAAUUCCCAUUAACAUAGUGAAUUCAUGUCUCUCUAAAAUUGUUUCUGUAAAAAUGUAUGUCUUUGUAGGAUUGUUAGUGUGACCUUGCACAAUGGCUAGUCCUGAAAGCCAUGAGCGCUUCCUGGUGGAAAAUGUGGCCCCCUCUCACUGCAGCCCAGCCCUUAGGACGUGUGACACAGUGAAAAGACAGAUUCUUUUUUCUAGGAAAAAACGAGCCUCUUAUUAUUUCAUUUUUAUUUUUGACACAAACUGUAGAUUUUAGCAGCCCUGGCCCAAAGGAAUUUGAUUACUUUUGUUUUAAACAGUACAAACGGGACACUAUACUUACAAAAUACAUCCUUACUGAUUUCAGUUUUUUAAUUGUUUUAUUUCUUUGGGUAUGUUUUCAGAGUGGUAAAUUGUGUGUGAGCAUCACAGAUGAUUCUGUUAGUGGUUUCUUAGCCUCUCUUACAGCCCAUGGGGAUAGUACUGUACAUCAAUACCUUCAUAUAAAAUUUUUAUAUGCAAUGAAAAUAAAAGCAUGGGUUGAUUCUGCCUA
Molecule: messenger RNA, 7761 nt
Organism: Peromyscus maniculatus bairdii (prairie deer mouse)
Lineage: Eukaryota; Metazoa; Chordata; Mammalia; Rodentia; Cricetidae
Gene: Pde4d
Product: phosphodiesterase 4D
Biological process (GO): signal transduction
Molecular function (GO): 3',5'-cyclic-nucleotide phosphodiesterase activity
Source: RefSeq, a predicted model, not a curated record